Orussus abietinus is the source of this 2779-nucleotide messenger RNA. RefSeq names its product ATP-binding cassette sub-family G member 1. NCBI's taxonomy places the organism in Eukaryota, Metazoa, Arthropoda, Insecta, Hymenoptera, Orussidae. The transcript has 13 exons. Gene Ontology annotation, cellular component: plasma membrane. The record is from RefSeq and is a predicted model, not a curated record. The coding region runs from base 402 to 2318 and encodes 638 amino acids. Gene Ontology annotation, molecular function: ATP hydrolysis activity; ATP binding; ABC-type transporter activity.
CCAGGCACACGUCUCUUUCUCUGGACUCUCCGAGAGCCGAUCGACCGGUGGUCGCCUUGCGCUCUCCGCAGUUCCCGGCGCGGGCCCCGCGACCGGACGCGCGACUUACCUGGGCCCCUUCUGGCGGGAGACUGCGCGCGCCCCUGACUCUUCCGAACCGCCUCUCUUCACGUGCGCGCGCAGCGCACCCGCAUUCAAAGUGCACGUGACCCUUCCAGGGAUGACGCACGCUUCCGAUUGGUGUCUGGAAUCUCCCGUUGAAAGUCCCCUAUGAUCCGACGAAAGUCCGAUUAAAAUAAGAGCAGUCCAUUGUGCGGAGGAGUUGUCGCAAUUAGAGCUUCGUUUUCGACCGAUACUAAUUGACGAGAGGGUUAUCAACGAGCGGUUAAAAGACAUCCAACAUGGAGGUUCUGAUGCACGAGGCAUCAAAGGGGCCCGAAGAGGAAUUAAAACCUUGCUUCGAAGACAGGAAAUCAUUCGCCAAAGAGAAACCGGAAAUAGAGCGCAAUGAGAGCAAGUCGCACUUUUCGAAAAUCGCCGCCAACGAGACUAUGGACAUUAUUUUCGAAAACAUCAACUACGUGGUAUCUCUUGGCUUCCGAAAAGGCAUGAAGGAGAUUCUGCACGGUGUCAAUGGACGUCUACCGGCGAAACAACUUGUCGCGAUUAUGGGACCGUCAGGUGCCGGAAAGUCGACAUUGUUAGAUAUUCUUUCCGGUUACAGAAUCACUGGCGUACAAGGAAUGGUUUACGUAAAUGGACGAGUUCGCGAUAUGGACGAGUUUCGCAGAUCCAGUGCAUAUAUCACUCAAGACGAUCGACUUGAGCCGUUUCUGACUGUUCUCGAAAAUAUGAAAGUAUCGACUGAUCUCAAAAUGCCGACAAACACACCUCAGUAUCAAAAAAAUUCUACGAUAGAAGAAAUUCUGACGACUCUGGGACUGUACGAACAUAUGCAGACCAGAGCGGGGAGAUUGAGUGGCGGGCAAAGGAAAAGACUUUCCAUAGCUUUAGAGUUGGUUAACAAUCCUACUGUGAUGUUUCUGGACGAGCCUACGACAGGGCUAGAUAGUUCAUCUUGCAUGCAAGUUGUCAAUUUACUGAAGGUUUUGGCAAAUCAAGGACGUACAAUUGUGUGCACGAUACAUCAGCCCAGUGCAUCUCUCUUUCAACUGUUUGAUCAGGUUUACGUGCUCGCAGGAGGUAACUGCUUGUACCAAGGUGCAACAGAUCAACUAGUUCCUUACUUAGAAAGCAUGAAAUUGCCAUGUCCGAUGUACCACAAUCCUGCUGAUUAUGUGAUCGAAUUGGCGUGUGGAGAGUAUGGAGAAGACAAGAUCAGCACUUUGGUAACCGGGACGCAAAAUGGGAAAUCUGUCCAAUGGUUUAGCAAUUCAGUAGCAUUGAUGGACCCUAAAAGUUUACGAGCGAAACAUCCUUUGAACGACUCCAAAAUCGGAGAGAGGAGAAGUCUACAAGCCACGUCUCCUCUGCACCAACUCAGAGUUCUGUUGAAAAGAGGAUACAUCAAAUGCAAGAGGGACUCGACCAUGACCCACUUGCGCAUUAUGGUUAAUAUAUGCACCGGCCUCAUGCUAGGAUCCGUUUUUAUCGAAUCCGGAAACGAAGGAUCCAGAGUCCUCGAUAACUAUAAUCUCCUUUUCUCGAUGCUGAUGCACCUCAUGAUGACUACCAUGAUGUUGACCAUCCUUACGUUUCCUACUGAAAUGAAUCUCCUUAAGAAGGAGCACUUUAAUAGGUGGUACAGCCUCAAAGCGUUCUACACGUCGGUGACGUUAAUCGACAUACCAGUUUCCAUUAUUUCUUGCGCCUUGUUCGUCGUAAUUGUGUACCUGAUGUCCGCUCAGCCAUUGGAAAUUGAUCGAUUUACAAUGUUCUUCACGAUCAGCGUAUUAGUGGCUUUCGUGGCCCAAGGUUUUGGUCUGAUGAUCGGAGCAGUAUUCAACGUGGUGAACGGCACUUUUCUGGGACCGACUCUUUCCGUGCCCAUGAUGAUGUUCGCUGGUUUUGGAGUAACGCUGAGAGAUUUGCCCAGUUACAUGAAAUGGGGUAGUUACUUGAGUUACUUGCGUUAUGGCCUGGAAGGAUACAUCGGCGCUAUUUAUGGACUAAAUCGACCGACUCUAAUCUGCCGCGCGGGAUACUGUCAUUACAAAUAUCCCCAUAAAUUCCUGGCAGAAAUCGCCAUGCAGGGCGAUCAAUUUUGGAACGACGUUAUUGCGCUGUGCACGAUUUUGGUCGUCACGCGUACCUUUGCGUACUUCCUUCUGCGGUGGAAAUUAAUGUCGUCGAGGUAAAGAACACGGUAUAUCGGUUCGAAGUUAGUUUCCUAAAGAAAGACCGACUUUCUACCGCCAUCCAAGUGCCUUGUAAAAGCGGUCCGAUAGGGGAAUCGCAGAAUGGGAGGCAAUGAUAGCGUCAGCUCUCCUGCAACCAGCUGAAGAAACAGAAGCUAAGUAAUCGAAAGCUUCGUGAUCUUCAUUUUUAUAUGUAUGUUAUGAACAAUGUGCAUAAUGAACGAGCAAUCUGGGAAAACAAACAGGGCACUUUGCCCGAAUUUAUCACACUGCCUGUGACAUAUAUUAUACAUAUAAAGAUGAUACAUUAAAGCGUCAUGUAUCACUGAACAAACAUACUUUCUAUGCCGGCAACUUGCGAAGCAUCGAGACAAUUCUCGGAUACACUUACUGUAUAUAUUUUGUAUUAAUGAAAGUUAUUUCUUAAGUAUACAAUAAACAAAAUAUACGUUAGAAGUUGA